AUGGAGCGCUCCCUGCACCGAGUCUCUCUCGGGAGACAGCGUGCCCACCGGGACUUGUCCUUCUACCUCACCACCUUCGGUCAGCUGAAGCUGUCGAUUGAUGCGCAGGAUGGGAUUCUGCUGCUCCAUGUCAUGGAAGCCAAAGGCCUGAUGAGCAAAGAGCCUGGUGUCUGCGAUCCCUAUGUGAAGAUUUCUUUGAUCCCUGAAGACAACCGAAGGCGCCGUCAAAAGACACAGACCAUUCCUGACUGCAGGGACCCGGCUUUCCAUGAGCACUUUUUCUUCCCUGUCCAUGAGGAGGAUGAACAGAAGCGGCUGCUGGUCACUGUGUGGAACAGGGCUGGGAGCUCCAGACACAGCGAAUUCAUCGGCUGCAUGAGCUUCGGGGUGAAGUCUCUUCUGACUCCAGACAAGGAGGUCAGUGGCUGGUACUACCUUCUCGGGGAGGACCUGGGCCGCACCAAGCACCUGAAGGUGGCCAGGCGGCGGCUGCGGCCCCUAAAAGACCCUCUGCUGAGAGUGCCAGGAUGUGGGGACACUGAGACUGGAGAGAAAUUCAAGAUUACCAUCCCUAGGGGGAAGGACGGUUUCGGCUUCACCAUCUGCUGUGACUCUCCAGUCCGUGUCCAGGCCGUGGAUUCUGGAGGCCCAGCGGAGCGGGCAGGACUACAGCAGCUGGACACCGUGCUGCAGCUGAACGAGAGGCCGGUGGAACAUUGGAAAUGUGUGGAGCUGGCGCAUGAGAUCCGGAGCUGCCCCAGUGAGAUUAUCCUGCUUGUGUGGCGCAUGGUGCCCCAGAUCAAGCCAGGGCCAGAUGGUGGGGUCCUGCGGCGUGCCUCCUGUAAGUCAGCACUUGACCUCCAGUCACCCCCUAACAAGCGGGAGAAGAACUGCACCCAUGGAGUCCAGGCACGGCCUGAGCAGCGCCACAGCUGCCACCUGGUGUGUGACAGCUCCGACGGGCUGCUAUUGGGCGGCUGGGAGCGCUACACUGAGGUGACCAAGCAUAGGGGCCAGCACACCCUGCCUGCGCUGUCCCGUGCCACUGCCCCCACAGACCCAAACUACAUCAUCCUGGCACCGCUGAACCCUGGGAGCCAGCUGCUGCGACCUGUGUAUCAGGAGGACACCAUUCCAGAAGAAGAAUCAGGCAAUCCUAGCAAAGCAAAGUCCUCCACAGGCCUGGGGAAGAAGUCCCGGCUGAUGAAGACAGUGCAGACCAUGAAGGGCCAUGGAAACUAUCAGAACUGCCCGGUCCUGAGGCCACAUGUCCCGCACUCCAGCUACGGCACCUACGUCACCCUGGCCCCCAAGGUCCUGGUGUUCCCUGUCUUUGUUCAGCCUCUAGAUCUCUGCAACCCAGCCCGGACACUUCUGCUGUCGGAGGAACUCCUACUGUACGAGGGGAGGAACAAGGCUGCUCAGGUGACCCUGUUUGCCUACUCGGACCUGCUGCUCUUCACGAAGGAGGACGAGCCAGGUCGCUGCAACGUCCUGAGGAACCCCCUCUACCUCCAGAGCGUGAAGCUGCAGGAAGGCUCUUCUGGGGACCUGAAAUUCUGCGUGCUAUAUCUUGCAGAGAAGGCAGAGUGCUUAUUCACUUUGGAGGCACACUCACAGGAGCAGAAGAAGAGAGUGUGCUGGUGCCUGGCAGAGAACAUCGCCAAGCAGCAACAGCUGGCUGCCUCGCCCCUGGAGAGCAAGAUGUUUGAGGCAGAAGCAGAUGCGAAGAGGGAGAUGUCCUCAGCUGAAGGCAAGGGGCCGGCUGCUGAGGCCUCCCCACCCAGCGAGGAUGGCCAGGAACCUCCUCCGGAGCCAGACCAAGCCCUCAGCCAGGACCCAUCUGUGGGGCAGACACCUGCUCCUGGUCCAGAGUCCCCAUCCAGCGGAGACAUACCCACCUGCACAGAACCCUCUCCGGGCCAGGAAAUCUCACCAAGCAAGGACACCCCGCCAGCCCAGGACCCCACAACCCUCCAUGACCUGACUGUUGGUCAGGAGCCUCCUCCCAGCCCGGACCCUCUGCUCAGCAAAGCUGCCCCUGCAAUCCAGGAAGCCCCUGCCCAGGACCUUGCACCCCAAGACCCACCUCCCAGCCUUGCCCCACUAGUUGCUGAGACUCCUGCUGAGGAGACCCCUAGCACCAGCACUGCCACUGUCGCAGCUGCCACUGGGGACCCACCAGCAGCCCCUGGGACCCCGCCUGCCACCUCCAGGCCCGCCUUCGUGAUCCCGGAGGUCCGGCUAGAUAGCGCCUACAGCCAGGGGGCAGGGGCCGAAGGGGGCAGCUCAGAUGAGGAGGAGGAUGCAGAGGAGGUGGAAGAUGGAGAGGAAGGCGAGGAGGGUGAGGAGGACGAGGAAGAGGACACCAGCGAUGACAACUACGGGGAACGCAGCGGGACCAAGCGCAGCAGCAUGAUCGAGACGGGCCAGGGUGCCGAGGGUGGCCUCUCGCUGCGGGUGCAGAACUCGCUGCGGCGCCGGACGCACAGCGAGGGCAGUCUGCUGCAGGAGGCUCGCGGGGCUUGCUUCUCCUCUGACACCACCCUGCACUGCUCGGAUGGUGAGGGCACCACGUCCUCCUGGGCCAUCCCUUCACCCCGCACCCUCAAGAAGGAGCUGGGUCGCAAUGGUGGUUCCAUGCACCAUCUGUCCCUCUUCUUCACCGGGCACAGGAAGAUGAGUGGGGAUGACGACGAAGCCUCCAGGAAGAGAAAAAGCAAAAACCUAGCCAAGGACAUGAAGACCAAGCUGGGCAUCUUCAGAAGGCGGAAUGAGUCGCCUGGGGCCCAGCCAGCGGGCAAAGCAGACAAAAUGAUGAAGUCUUUCAAGCCCACCUCAGAGGAAGCCCUCAAGUGGAGCGAGUCCUUGGAGAAGCUGCUACUUCACAAAUAUGGGUUAGCAGUUUUCCAAGCCUUCCUUCGCACGGAGUUCAGCGAGGAGAACCUGGAGUUCUGGCUGGCCUGUGAGGACUUCAAGAAGGUCAAGUCACAGUCCAAGAUGGCAGCCAAAGCCAAGAAGAUCUUUGCAGAAUAUAUCGCCAUCCAGGCGUGCAAAGAGGUCAACCUGGACUCUUACACACGGGAACACACGAAGGACAACCUGCAGAGUGUCACACGGGGCUGCUUCGACCUGGCCCAGAAGCGCAUCUUUGGGCUCAUGGAAAAGGACUCCUACCCUCGCUUCCUCCGCUCCGAUCUUUACCUGGACCUCAUAAACCAGAAGAAAAUGAGUCCCCCACUUUAGGGACCACCGGGAUGGAACGCAACCUACAUACCAGGCAGGCUGAGCCCUGCACCCACCUGCCUUCCUUCCCCCUGCGACAGAGGGGACGAGGAAGCCCCCUGAGGCUGAGGCUGUCUCCUGAAGGACAGAUGGACACUUGGUUGCAAGGCCUGGAUCUAGGGAGACCCAGGCCGCUGGAAGAGUAGAGGGACUGGCCCAACUGGGUUCCCCACUGCCCUGGUACGAGGGGGUCCAGGGGCCCUGGCCAGGUUGGCCGGAAGCCCCAGGCUAAACCAGAUCUGGAGCAGCUGCUCCCGGCUGCAGAGACUGUGGAGACUGCAUUGACCAAGUUCCUCAGAGAGCUGGCUGAAUGGGCAGGAGGCCGGGGCUCGGGUUUUGGGACCCACAGGGGAUGGCCGGCGCUCGGCAGCCCAACUCCCUGCCUUGAGUUCUAUUUAUUUAAACAGUAGCUGGAUGCUUGGCCUUGUCCUCCUGUGCUAGGAAGCCCUUGCCACAUCAAUUUUCCCCCUCAUUUCCAAGUGCAAUAUUUUAACCAAUGCCUUGUGAAAAGCCACCUGGCUUGCCAGGUGGCCGCCAGUUUCCAGUUUCAGGGCAUUUGCUGGUAUCCGGCACCAGUGGUGGCAGCUGGGCCUUCUAGACUGAUGAGGCCUGGAGGGGCAUCUGCACGGGCUGAGCUCCUGCUUGGGACACCUGGCACCCCUGGACAGUGGGGUAUUGCUCAGCGGCUCUGGGCAAGCAUGGCACCCUCGGGUCGCACAGUAACCAAGUACUGGAGCAAAUAAAAGGCCUGUGUUACUUCUUGA
Molecule: messenger RNA, 4049 nt
Organism: Ochotona curzoniae (black-lipped pika)
Lineage: Eukaryota; Metazoa; Chordata; Mammalia; Lagomorpha; Ochotonidae
Gene: RGS3
Product: regulator of G protein signaling 3
Exons: 23
Coding region: 1-3246 (1081 amino acids)
Biological process (GO): signal transduction
Cellular component (GO): plasma membrane; nucleus
Molecular function (GO): protein binding
Source: RefSeq, a predicted model, not a curated record